This is a messenger RNA of Leishmania braziliensis MHOM/BR/75/M2904, 1446 nucleotides long. RefSeq lists its product as hypothetical. Bases 1 to 1446 code for a protein of 481 amino acids. The transcript has a single exon. Lineage: Eukaryota; Euglenozoa; Kinetoplastea; Trypanosomatida; Trypanosomatidae. The record is from RefSeq and is a predicted model, not a curated record.
AUGGAGUGUCUUCGUGACGAGCUGGACGCCACAGUACUCUUUGGCUCUGGGUAUGUGUGUGUUGUCGGCCCGCCAAGCAGCGGCAAGACGACGCUCGUGCUUGAGUACCUGGUGGCCCGUGAGCGACAGGCCCUGCGCACUGGCGGUGGCGACGACGCAGCAGCCGUCUCUGUGGAGUAUGUGAGCGCUCGCAGUACGUCGCAUGGGCUUCUUCGGUACUUAACACAUCGCCUGCUUCCCAGUGCGCGACGGCGGCGCCUCAGCUACGAGUGUACCCCGCUGGAGUUUGGUGCAUCGCUUGUCGAGUGGGUAGAGGCUCACCCAGAACAGUCGGAGCUGCACCUUGUCGUUGACGACGCCGACAUGUUGGAGUGCAGUCUGGAAGAGAUGAAUUUGUGGCUCUCGCACUACUUGAGCAUGCCUGUCAAGCAGAGAUGCACCGUUAUUUUGUGGACGAUAUCGGAACUACCGUUGCGUCUGUCCAACUGCUUCCGAUACCACUUCAUUGCUCACCCGGAGCCGCAAAGCAUCGUGCAGUGGCUGCGGCGUCAGUUUGAAAAAGACCAGAGGCUCUUGUCUGAUCCUGAAUCGGAAGAGGAAGACUCGGAACUUGUGGCUGACGCCUCUUUGACGAUCACACUGAACGCCGAGGAAGUGAAUCGUGUCGUCUUGGAUGCGUUUGCCUACUACGCCACGCACCAACCGAUGUGUUCUUCCGUUGUGAGCCGCGACGUUCGUCUGCUCAUUCAACGCGUGUAUCAGAUCCUCCCCCCGCUGUUGCUGGAAGUGGUUGCCGCCCCAUCCGCAGUGCCGAGGAAAGCUGGAGAGGCGGCGGCAUCUGUGUCCACCGCCACGAACGCAGCAAAGAAGCUGAAUGCACGUCAUUUCGCCGCAGCCUGGGGCCAGUACCGGAUCGAUAGUGGUGGUGGCACUUCGUCAGCGAUGGCUGGAUCUAGCGCCGUGGGCGGUGGUGAUGGCGCCGCGGCGUCUGUGCAGAACCCACUCGUGAUGGCUCUCAAGCGCCUGGGCUACUCAGCAGUGCUCCUCGCCUUUGCCGCCUUCUACGGUGGGGCGGUGCCGAAGCGCAAGCAGCAUCAGGUGUUUGGUCGCAUGGGGAAUGGUGAGAGCAAGGCGCCGAUGUCUGAGGCGAAUGGCCAAUCGCACAAGGCCGCCAUUCUCUCCGCCUCUGCCCACAUCCUGACGGUGCGCCGGCUUGGUUUUUUAUACGAUGCGAUGCUGCAAAUGUGUACGCCGCACAUUGACCCGCUCGAGUUUUCAACAGCAGACGUGGCGCUGCAACACGUGCAGGGCUUCCUCGCUUGGGGUUUACUCACCCCUGUCGUUUCGCAGCGGCAUCGCUCUUACCACUGCUGGAUUCCAGUAAGUACUGCCCAGCAACUGGCUCGUGAACUAUCCCUGAGCUUAUUUGACCUAAUUCCCGCUUGA